AUGCAACUCACAUUGCAAAAUGUCGAUUUGACUGCUACAUCUCCGUCCAAUAUGACUCAUGGUGUGAGUAGAAGUAGAAGAUCAUCGCUAAGUUCAGUUACCAGUGAACCUCCUUUAUUUCCUAUUUAUGAAUCAGGAUUAAAUCAGAAUUUUUUACAGAGUGAUAUGGAAUCUGAAUUCGAAGAUGGAUUAUCUGGACAAAUAGAAAAAAUAUCUAAAGAGCAAUUAUAUCAAAGUUUUAAAAAAAUGUUAAAUAGGUACAACAAGUACAAAGGAAGAUAUACAGAUUUAUUAAAACAUUAUAAAGAACUACAACAUGAAAAUUUCAAAACGAAAAAUGUUUUACAAGAAAGUCAGGAUAAAGCUUUAAGACGUAUGGCAGAAUUAAGGGAACAAUGUCAAUUAGAACAAAAAGCCAAAGCUCAUUUAGAAGAAUCAUUGAGAAAUGAAAUAGAAGAUAGAGAUCAUAAAAUUGGUACACUAAGAACAAAAAUAUCAUUACUUAACAACAAUGGAGAAAGUAAUACUCAGUUAAUCGAUUUAAGUAAUAGUAGUCAGGACGAGGGAAAUUAUAAAUCGGAAAAUUUAUCUGCGGAAUUAACUCAUUUGAAAAAUCAAAAUAAAGAAUUGCAAACGGAAAUAGAUAGGUUGAAAAAGAUAAAAGAAACGGCCUGUCAUUUAGUACACAGGUGUGACACGACAAUGAAUGAAGCAACGGAAGAUAUAAAAAGUGAUACGUUGAAACUAAAAAUGUCGGAAUUAAAAUCGGAAAUACAAAAAAUGAAAUCGGAAAAUGAAAGUCUUAGUCAUUUGCUAUCGAGAAAUAUAAUUACGGAAGAUGAUAAAAAGGUACAAGGUUCCGGUGAUGGUGAUAAUUCUUAUAAUAUAGAAUCUAGUCAAGAUGAUAAUAAUAUUAGUGGUAGUAAUAGUAGUAAAUCAGACGACAAAGAUAAAAAAAUUGAAAAAUUAAAUAAUUUAUUAUUAAAAUGUAAAGAAAAAAUAAACGAAUUGAAUUCCGAGAUCAAAGCUAAAAAUUUAAUAAUAGAAAAUAAUAAUAAGACGUUGAAGGAAUUGAAAGAGGAAAUGGAAAAAAUAAAAGGAAACGAAUCGACGGAAGCGGAAGAGAAAAUAAUUGCCGCACGGAAAGAAAUGGAUGCCAAGGAAGAACAAAUAAAAACAUUGACGAAAGAAUUAAAAACGAAAGAAAACGAAUACGUAAAAGAAAAAAAAGAAAUGGCGGAAAAAUACGAAAAUCGAAUCAAUGAAAUCACGAAAGAUUUAAUGAAUCAAAUAAAAAUGAAAGGGGAUGAAAAUAAAAAGUUGUCGGAUGAAUUAAAAGCGAAAAAAAUUGAAAGUGAAUUUUUUGAAAAAAAUAAAAAAACGGAUAUGACGUCACUUUUCGAUAUGAUCAAAAGGAAAAGUUUAGAUUUCGAUGAAUUGGCCAAAAGGAAAACGUCCGAGAUAAAAGUGGCACAAGACAAAUUAGAAAAACGAAUGACGACCGUUAGAAAUAAUCUCGAUCAACUUUUUCAUAAUCAUCAAACCGUCCGGGAAACGGUUAAAGAAAUUGAAUUCGUUCAACAAAAAAUUCCGGAAACGGAAACGAUGAGAACGAACAACGACGCGGCGGAAAAUUUUCACCUUAUUGAAAAACUCAAAUCCGAUGUUACGAAUCUGACGACGAAAAUAGACAUUCUCGAAUCCGAGUUGAAAAAUGAAAAAAGUCAAUCGUCGAUAAACGAAGAAGAAAUGAAAAGGUGGAAAGAAAAAUGUUCGGAAAUGGAAAAUGAGCGUGAAAACGUCGUGAAAGAACGUAAAGAAAAAUCGUGUGAAAAUGAAGAAUUGAAAAAAGAAUUGAUUGAUAAAAAUGAAAAAAUAAAAAAAUACGAAAACGAAAAAGAAAAUGCGAGAAAAGAAAAAAUUGAAACGGAAUCCAAAUUGAAAGAAUACGUUGAUAAAUACAACAAAUUGGAUGUGGAAAAUAGAAAAUUACAAAACGAUUUGAUGGAAAAGUGUGGAAAACUUGUGAAGGAUUUAAACGAGACAAAGGAAAAAGUUAAAAAUUUAGAAGAGGAGAAAAAGAUGAGGGGAAAAGAAUGGAAAAAAUAUUUGACGCAAAAGACAAAACUAACGGAAAAAAUAAAAGAAUUUAAGAGAGAGUGGGAAAAUGUAAAAACCGACGCCGUGACGAAUCGUGAAAUUUUCACGGACGGUAUGGAAAAAUUAAAAUUCGUUUGGGAAAAAUCAUUGAAAUCCAUCGCGGCGGAAACGGAAGGAAUGAAAGCGGAAACGUUGAAAAAAGACGAUGAAAUAAUUCGAUUAAAAUCCGAAUUGGAAGAAUGGAAGGGAAAAGUUGAAAAUUUGGAAGAAUUGGACGUCGUGAAAAAGGAAAAGGAAAUAAACGAAAGGCUCAAAAACGAAUUGGAAGCGCUGAGAGGAAAUUUAAAAGGAGAACUUAAGGAAAAAGAAGAGAAAACGAUUUUGGUCGACAAGUUAACGCAAGAGUGUAAUCUCCUGUUGGCCGAAAUAGAAAAUUUAAAGAAAACUCAUUCGAACGUGGAAAAAAAAUUAGAAACGGAAUUGCAAACGAGUAGACAAGAAACGAGCAAAGAAAAAGAAGCGAAUGAAAAAUUACAAGAGAAAAUAAUGGAAAUGUUGAAGGUCGUGGAGGGAAAAGAAAACGACGUGAAGGAACUAAUUGAAAAAAAUGAUAAUCUAACGGUUGAAAACGAAAACAUGAGGGAAAAGUUGAACGAAAGGGAACGAACGUUCGAGGCGGAGGAAACAACCGCAACCGCAACAACAACAAACGAUGAGGAGAAAAUUCAAAACGGAUUAAGCGAAGAAAAGAAGAUACAAGAACUAAACGAAAAAGUAUUGAAAUUGACAAACGAAAUGAACGAAGCGUUCGGAGAGAUACAAAUGAAAAACAACGAAUUGGAAACGUUGAGAAACAGUUUGAAAAGUAUGAAAGAAAAUUUCGAAGAAAGGGAAAAACGUCACGAAGAAGAAAAACUUCGUCUCGCGACGGAAAACGAAAACAAAUUGAACGUUUUGAAAAACGAAAUCAAAUACAUAAAUUCGAAACACGAGGAAGACAUCGGGAAUUACGAGGAAAAUUUAAAUACGGAAAUGAAAGAAGCCAACGAGAAAAUGGUUAUGGCGGAAAAAACGUCGGCGGAAAUAUUGGAAAAAUUGGAAAAGGUGACAAGCGAAAGAGACGAACUCAAAGCGAGAGAAGAAGAAAAAAAUUUAAAAAUGGCUGAACUCGAAAAUUGCAUGAUGGCUUUGAAAGCGGAACUAGAUGAUAAAUUCAACGAGGAUGAAAAUAAAGCGGAAGUCGCGACGGAAAAACACGGGGAAGAAGUCAAGAGUAUAAUAAUGAGAUACGAUAAAGAAAUUGAAGAUAGAGACGUGGAAAUAGAAGCGUUGAAAAAACAAUUGGAAAGGAUGGAAGUACCGGAAGAUGUUUACAACAAACACAGAGACGAAAUCAAAAAAAUUAUAAUUCAAUACGAUUCGGAAAUUGCAGAAAGAGAUGAAGAAAUCGAAACGAUGAAAGUUAAACUCUUGGAUCACGAAACGACACUCGAACAAUUACAUUCGGUCGUGGAAGAAUUAAACGCGACGAAAAAUAAACUUUUAGAAAAUGAAAAAUUACUACUACUCGAGAAAAAUUCAAAAAGGGAAAAAAAAGGAAAAAGAAGUGACGAUGAUGAUGAUGAUGAUGAUGUUGAUGAGACAAACGUCGCGAAAGGGAAAAACGUCGACGAUGGUAAUUUUUCCCUGUUGGAAAUGUUACGACACGAAAGGAAUCAUCAGCAAAAUAUGAUAAAUGAAACGAACAAAAAUUUGUUAAAUAGCAAACCGGAAAUCAUAACCGAGGAAAUUUUAGAAGAAGUCGAAUUGGAACCUGAAAGUAAAUCUUUGGCGAGUUCAACGUUGGAAAAUUCCAACAACAACCACAGGAAUUCAGACGUGAGUUCGAUAGAAGUUUUGCAAAGGCAACUCAUACAACAAGCAACGGAAAUGAAAGAAUUGAAAAAACAAUACAAGAAAGAAAUAUUCGAAUUGAAAAAAUUGGGAGCUAAGAAAAAAUCUCGGAAAAAUUCACCGGAUGCACACGAUUGGUAUUACUCGUCGGUUGGGGGGGGUUUGGAAAACGACACGGAAUACGAAUACCUGAGAAACAUUUUGUACGAAUACAUGAUGGGGAAAGAACAAAUGGUUUUGGCAAAAGUUUUAUCCGCCAUUGUUAAAUUUAACGACGAACAAACGCACAACGUAUUGGAAAAAGAACAACAAAGGCAAACUCUGUUUGGUCAAUUGGGAUUAUUAUAA
This is a messenger RNA of Pediculus humanus corporis (human body louse), 4341 nucleotides long. RefSeq lists its product as uncharacterized. Gene Ontology annotation, biological process: Golgi vesicle transport. Bases 1 to 4341 code for a protein of 1446 amino acids. Gene Ontology annotation, molecular function: small GTPase binding. NCBI's taxonomy places the organism in Eukaryota, Metazoa, Arthropoda, Insecta, Psocodea, Pediculidae. The record is from RefSeq and is a predicted model, not a curated record. The transcript is spliced from 10 exons. Gene Ontology annotation, cellular component: Golgi apparatus.